ACUGGGAACUAGGAAUCUCCCACUUCCAAGGACAAAUGGAAUGCAGCAUUAGGUCCAAGCUGAUUAUUUAGAGUUGAUCUAAACUGAAACUAUGAAGUCAUUUGUGUCCUACAUCUGCAGUUGUCUAGUUUAGCCAUAGGAGACUGUGAGGACUCUGAACUGGCCUAUACCAUGAGAGACCUGCCCCCCAGAGCCGGUCACACUUUCCCUGGAAGUGAGAUGCCCAUGAUGGACAGGGAGCCCGACGGCAGCACCCACCCUCACACCCCAGGGACGCCCACUUUCACACGACCACUGAGCAGAAGUCUUGAGCCGGAGUUAGUUCGCCGUGGCCAGCUCAGCUCCAUGAGCUCUCUGGAUUCUCCCAUGAGCCCCUCUCGCCCGAAAAGUCCUUGGGGCAGAUUUGACCCCUAUGACUCUGCUGAGGAUCAAGAUAAGGAAUAUGUUGGCUUUGCGACGCUGCCUAACCAAGUGCACAGGAAAUCUGUGAAAAAGGGGUUCGCCUUUACUCUUAUGGUGGCAGGGGAGUCGGGUUUAGGGAAAUCUACACUAGUCAACAGCCUCUUCCUCACAGACCUUUACAAAGACAGGAAGAUGCUCAAUGCUGAAGAGCGGAUCUCGCAGACAGUGGAGAUCACAAAACACACUGUGCCUAUAGAGGAGAAGGGUGUCAAGCUGAGACUCACCAUCGUGGAUACGCCAGGAUUUGGUGAUGCUGUCAACAACACAGAGUGCUGGAGGGCAGUUGAGGACUACAUUGACCAGCAGUUUGAGCAGUACUUUCGUGACGAAAGCGGCCUCAACCGUAAGAACAUUCAGGACAACCGUGUGCACUGCUGCCUCUACUUCAUCUCACCUUUUGGCCACGGUCUCAGACCGAUGGAUGUGGAGUUUAUGAAGACGCUACAUGAGAAGGUCAACAUAGUGCCUGUGCUUGCCAAAGCAGACAGUCUCACUCCAGAAGAAGUCAGAAAAAUGAAAAUGAAGAUUUGUGAGGAGAUCGAGAGAUUCGACAUCAACAUCUACCAGUUCCCUGAGUGCGAUUCAGACGAGGAUGAGGAGAUCAAACUUCAGCACCAGGAACUGAAGGACAGCAUUCCUUUUGCUGUAAUUGGCAGUAACGUCCAAGCUGAAAGCCAAGGCAGGCGCUUCAGAGGCCGCCAGUACCCCUGGGGUGUGGUGGAAGUGGAAAACCCAGAGCACUCCGACUUCCUGAAGCUGAGGAACAUGUUGGUGCGCACACACAUGCAAGACCUGAAGGACGUGACGCGGGAAACACAUUACGAGAAUUAUCGUGCUCAGUGCAUCCACAAUAUGACCCACAUGGUGGUCAGGGAGAGGAAACGCAGGUCAGAGGAUAAACUGACAUCAGUUAUCACUGAAGACAGCGCCUCAGACCUUCCUGUGCCUUUGGUGCCUGUGGACAGCAACACUGAGCGCCUUAUUUGGGAGAAAGAUGAGGAGUUGCGGCGAAUGCAGGAAGUUCUGGAAAGGAUUCAGGAACAGAUGCGUCAUGGACAUUAAGACAGACUUAUCCAUUAAUUUAAAUGUUUAUGAUUGAAAUACAGUUAGAGAUGUCAGAGGUUUUGCAGUGAAUAUAAUAUUAACUGUAAAAUUAUGUUCUGUAAAU
Molecule: messenger RNA, 1630 nt
Organism: Rhinichthys klamathensis goyatoka
Lineage: Eukaryota; Metazoa; Chordata; Actinopteri; Cypriniformes; Leuciscidae
Gene: septin4a
Product: septin 4a
Exons: 11
Coding region: 172-1524 (450 amino acids)
Biological process (GO): cytoskeleton-dependent cytokinesis; regulation of exocytosis
Cellular component (GO): septin complex; septin ring; synaptic vesicle
Molecular function (GO): GTPase activity; GTP binding; molecular adaptor activity
Source: RefSeq, a predicted model, not a curated record